Messenger RNA from Sorghum bicolor (sorghum), 1125 nucleotides. RefSeq names its product SNAP25 homologous protein SNAP33. Gene Ontology annotation, molecular function: SNAP receptor activity. Gene Ontology annotation, cellular component: plasma membrane; SNARE complex. The transcript has 5 exons. The record is from RefSeq and is a predicted model, not a curated record. NCBI's taxonomy places the organism in Eukaryota, Viridiplantae, Streptophyta, Magnoliopsida, Poales, Poaceae. The coding region runs from base 113 to 898 and encodes 261 amino acids.
CUUCCAAAUAAAGGCACCUUUGUUGCCUCCUCUUUGGCUGUCCGGAGAGGAGGAGAAGGAGGCCGCACCAAUUCUAUCUGGGAGCGCGGGCGGGCGGACGACCAAAAUAAAAAUGCCACUCGGCGGCAAGCCCGCGGCUUCGUCGAAGCCGAACCCCUUCGACUCCGACUCGGACUCGGAGUCCAAUAAUAAGCCGGCGGCGAAGAAGUCCGGGGCGUACCAGGCCCCCGCCGACGCCAAGAAGCGGUACAAGGACGGGUUCCGCGACGCCGGCGGGCUGGAGAACCAGUCGGUGGAGGAGCUGCAGCACUACGCCGCGUACAAGGCCGAGGAGACCACCGACGCGCUCGAGGGCUGCCUGCGCAUCGCCGAGGACAUCAAGAAGGACGCGUCCGACACGCUCGUCACCCUGCACAAGCAAGGGGAGCAGAUCAGCCGCACGCACGAGAAGGCCGUCGAGAUCGACCAGGACCUCAGCAAGAGCGAGUCGCUUCUCGGCAGCCUUGGCGGCUUCUUCUCCAAGCCAUGGAAGCCCAAGAAAACCAAGCAGAUCAAGGGACCCGCGCACGUGUCACGAGAUGACUCGUUCAAGAAGAAGGCCAGCCGCAUGGAGCAGAGGGACAAGCUCGGGCUGAGCCCGCGAGGGAAGCGCGACCCUCGACACUACGCCGAGGCCACCGAUGCCAUGGACAAAGUUCAGAUCGAGAAGAAGAAGCAGGACGACGCCCUCGAUGACCUCAGCGGCGUGCUGGGCCAGCUCAAGGGCAUGGCCGUCGACAUGGGCAGUGAGCUUGACAGGCAAAACGAAGCGCUGGAUAAUCUGCAAGGCGACGUGGACGAGCUCAACUCAAGGGUGAAGGGAGCCAACCAACGUGCGCGCAAGCUGGUCGCCAAGUAGGCCGCCUCAAAGUCAAACGUGGGAGAGGGCGGCCGGGGAGCCUGAAUUUUCUUGGGGUUUGCAUCACGAAUCGCCCUCGCGGCCGGCAGCAUGGGUUUUAAUUGCUUGUAACGUGUAUAUAUUGCUCUCCCAUUACAUAGAGAGCGUCAGAAAAUGUUCUUUUUCCUUGUUGACCAAAGUUGUAUGUAUGUAUGUAUAAUGUCAAAGGGAAGCUGCUAGUAUCGUCA